CGUAUAGAGCUAUACGGUGGUUACAUUUUGUGUCAUAAAGCAGAAGCUGGAAAACCAGUGAGAUCUCUGUUUUAGCCUCCUCAUAUCUGAGUCAGAAGUCUGUCAGGGUUUGGGCGCUUCACAAGAGAAGCAGAGAUCAGACUUCUUGGAUGCGGAAGGACCCAUAAGCAACUCCGAAAACUGAGGAAGGGCAAAAAGUCAUUCUGCCUAAAUUUUCUUGGGAGCUGUCAGAGAGAGGCAUCCUCUCACGGAUACCAGAAGUAGCAACUGCUCGCUUGAACAUGAUUGCAUGAGAUUUUAAAGAUACUGACUCUUCAAAAUAUAACACAAUAUCAAAAGAGAAGUUCUGGAAUAUUUGUAACCGACAUUUUCAGCAUCUGACAGAAGAGCAAUAAGGUAGGCAUCUCCAGCUGAGAAGUCCUCCAGACUAGAUCCUGUCUACUUUACAGUCAAAAAGAAGCAAAGGGACAGAGGAGCUAUUUUAUACUUCGAAAGAACCUCAGACAAGUGAAGAAAAAAAUUCCUGAUAGAAACUGUCAUCCAUAAUAGCAAUGAGAAGCAGGCCUGAAGAGCCUCAUUUAUAUAAGCAGCAGCCUCUCUUUUGAAAAUCUUUGGAACACAGUGGAUGUUGAUGCUGGUGGAUGGUUGAAAUAUCAGGAAUUUUAGAAGAAAUUCAGCUCAGAACUUGUAACAAUGUCAUCAAGCACUCCCAGUGCUACCAGUCCUGCAACUUCUACCAAGCCAGCUACCCAUGCAUCUUCUCAGCCUGAGCAUCCCGAGACAUUAUCUUCUCAAGUGGGGCAGAAGAGUACAUCAGCAUCCAGACGUCCUCAGACAACAACAACAUGUUCUGCACCUGUCCUUAACUGGGAAGUAAUAGAAAAUAAGAUAAGAAAGAAUAUCCAGUGUUCCUGGAGAGACAUACUGAAGCUGUGUCAAGAGAAGGAUGUCAGCAAGCUAGGAGAAAUCCCAGUGUCAGACUUCCUAGAUAUAGCAGAGAAGUUCCAUUUGGAUUUAAGCAAAGAGGAAAUUAACCAAAUAACAACAAAAUAUGAUAUCAAGAAAAAGGGAAAAUUUGCAUACUAUGACUUCUUUCAGAGCUGUAUCUUGUUGCUAAAACCCCAGAAAAGCACACUGCUACAAAGAGUGAUUAUACCAAAGCCACAAAAACCGAUGAGUCCUGGACCACAAACCAUGUUGUUCUACAGCACAAUGCUGAGAAUUCAGCCCCAGAUCUUGCACUGCUGGAGACCAAUGAAGCGCACUUUUAAAUCCUAUGAUGAAAGUCGUACUGGACUGUUAAAUAUUGCAGAUUUCAGACAAGUUCUUCAUGAGUACAAAAUCAACCUAUCCGAAGAAGAGUUAUUUAACAUUUUGGAAUAUUAUGAUAAAACUCUAUCUUCAAAAAUAUCCUACAAUGAUUUUCUCCGGGCAUUCUUACAGUAGGAUUUGGACAAAUGCAGGAAACUGUAGAUAAAGACAGUGACGGAUUUAUAAUUUCAAAUUUCAAACUAAUAAAUUAAUUGAG
Molecule: messenger RNA, 1528 nt
Organism: Numida meleagris (helmeted guineafowl)
Lineage: Eukaryota; Metazoa; Chordata; Aves; Galliformes; Numididae
Gene: EFCAB6
Product: EF-hand calcium binding domain 6
Exons: 8
Coding region: 694-1446 (250 amino acids)
Cellular component (GO): nucleoplasm
Molecular function (GO): calcium ion binding
Source: RefSeq, a predicted model, not a curated record